CGCCAUUUUGGAGGCAGUCGGAGCGCCCGCAGCUCGCCGCCUCGCCGCCCGCUGUCAGCGCAGCCCCGGCCGCGGCGCCCCGCCUCGGACGCGGCCCAUGCCCGCCGGGCCGCCGGCCCUCGCAGCCAGGCAGCGCGCCAGCGGCCUCGCCGCGGGGCGGAGGGCAGGCCCGGACCCCCAGCAGGAUAGGAAGCUUGAGAAAGAAUUCACACUGGAUGAAAAUAAUUUUCUGAAGCUGGGUAUACUCCAGGAACUGUAACCCAAAUGUUUCUCUGUCCGUGGAGAAGAUUUCACGUUUGAAAUAACUUCUACUGAAGACCUUCCUGCCAGUGGCAGCCUUCAGUGAAAUGGCUUGUUCCUUCAAUGUGAUAGAGCACGCCUAGCUUUCAAAAAGUCUUAGUUUUGCAACUCCAAGCAAGAACAGAAGAAAGCUAGCAAAUUGGAGGACUAAGCUGUGAAUUUUAUUUUGACACCAAAGAUGAUUGUCACAGGAGAGCAGAGCACGUGAUAAGUUGUAGGACUGUUUCUCCCUACUGCUUGUUUUGCGGUUUGUAGCUUGCUCCUGCCAAGACCAGGUUGUCAGACCCUCCUUUCUUGCUCUGUAGCUGUCUUUCAAUAAGACUCUACAGAGUGGUAUUCUGUGGUGUUACAGCAUUAAAGAUGCAGAGAACAGUGAAAGUGCUAUUUAUGCAUAAAGAUUGAAAAUAUACCUGGCUUAUUUUGAGUGUAAAUCAGAUCUUAAGGAAGCUGUUCAGUAAACUUGUUGCCCAGAUAGAAUUACCUGUCAACUGUGCCAAUGUGAUUGAAUUAACUGCUUGAAAAUAAGCAGCUUGGAUCUUUUAUUUUACAUCUAUAAAAAACCUGAAUCAAAAGCUAAGUGUGAACAACAGUGAUUCUUUGAUGUGAUUUGGAGACAAUUGGAAAGUGUUAAAAGGUCAGUACUGGGAAUUGCUUCACAGCUGAUCAAAGCACUUGGGAAAAUUAAAGCCUUGAGUCCCUUACAAACCAGUAUGAACAGCAUGGCUUAGCUGAUUGGGAGGCAGAAUUGCUUGAUGGCCUUCUGUCAGCUCCUUCCAUAUUACUCUGAUCUGUACUUCCGUAAAGAUGUCUAAUCCCCACAGAUUGAGGAGUCUGUAUAAAACCCAGCUGGGCUUCCGAGCCUGCAGAACAGUCCCGGCUCCUGCUGGAACUGGAACAGGGAGAUCUCUAGCAUCUGCAUUUGCUAGAGCUAGUUGUGUCCCAUCAACAUGUUCUGGAAGUUUGAUUUGAACACAACAUCACAUGUGGACAAGCUGCUGGAUAAAGAAGAUGUGACACUUCACGAGCUGAUGGAUGAAGAUGACAUCUUACAGGAGUGCAAGGCUCAGAACCGCAAGCUGCUGGACUUCCUUUGCCAGCAGCACUGCAUGGAGGAGCUGGUCAACCUCAUCACACAUGAGCCCCCUGUGGAUAUGGAUGAGAAGGUCCGCUUCAAAUAUCCAAACACAGCCUGUGAACUGCUGACCUCGGAUGUGCCGCAGAUCAAUGACAAGCUAGGAGGGGAUGAAACUCUGCUGAAUAUCCUCUAUGACUUCUUGGAUCACGAGCCUCCUUUGAACCCUUUGCUUGCCAGUUUCUUCAGUAAGACUAUUGGGAAUCUCAUUGCAAGAAAAACGGAACAGGUGAUUGCAUUUUUAAGGAAAAAAGACAAAUUUAUUAGCCUGGUGCUAAAGCAUAUAGAUACAUCAGCAAUGAUGGACCUCCUGCUUCGUCUAAUCAGCUGUGUGGAGCCUGCAACUCUACGGCAGGAAGUACUGAAUUGGCUUAAUGAAGCAAAGAUUAUUCAGAGACUUGUGGAACUGAUCCAUUCAAGCCAGGAUGAGGACAGGCAAUCAAAUGCUUCGCAGACCCUGUGUGAUAUCAUAAGAUUGAGCAGAGACCAGAGCAAUCAACUCCAGGAUAUACCUGAGCCUGAUCCACUUCUCACAGCACUGGAAUCGCAGGAAUGUGUAGAGCAACUCCUGAAGAAUAUGUUUGAUGGAGAACAGACUGAAAAUUGCAUAGUGAAUGGAACACAAGUUCUUCUAACAUUGCUGGAAACAAGGCGCUCUGGGGUGGAAGGACUGAUGGACUCAUACACUCAGGGAUUUGAAAGGUCUUACACUGUCAAUAGCAGCAUCUUACAUGGUAUUGAACCAAGGCUAAAAGAUUUCCACCAGCUGCUGCUCAGCCCUCCCAAGAAAACAGCAAUCCUAACUACAAUUGGUGUCUUGGAGGAGCCACUGGGGAAUGCUCGUCUUCAUGGAUCUCGUCUAAUAGCUGCUCUGCUUCACACAAACACUCCCAGUAUUAAUCAGGAACUAUGCAGACUCAGUACCAUGAAUUUAUUACUUGACUUAUUUUUUAAAUACACAUGGAAUAACUUUUUGCAUUUCCAAGUGGAAUUGUCCAUAGCAGCUAUUCUCUCACACUCUGUGCAAGAGGGAAAAACUAUUACUAAUGACCUAGAAAGCAAAGAAGAGGUGCUGAAUGGAAAUGUGGCUACAGAGAACUUAGAGACUCCAGAAAACAAUACCGAGAAUAUCAUGGUUACUCAUCUGUUCCAGAAAUGCUGCCUAGUACAAAGGAUAUUGGAUGCCUGGGAAGCCAAUGACAAAAUACAGGCAGAAGGUGGAAUGAGGCGAGGCAAUAUGGGCCACCUCACCCGGAUAGCCAACGCUGUAGUACAGAAUAUGGAGAAGGGCCCCAUGCAGACUCAAAUUAGUGAGUUCAUUAAAGAGCUACCUGAAGAUUGCAGGGGGAGAUGGGAGAGUUUUGUAGAAGAGACGCUGACGGAAACAAACAGGAGGAAUACAGUGGAUUUGGUGAGCACUCACCAUCUGCACUCUUCCAGUGAGGAUGAAGACAUUGAGAGUGCUUUUCCCAAUGAACUCUCUCUCCAGCAGGCCUUCUCUGAGUACCAGAUCCAGCAGAUGACAGCUAACUUUGUGGAUCAGUUUGGGUUUAACGAUGAGGAGUUUGCAGACCAGGAUGAUAAUAUCAAUGCUCCCUUUGACAGGAUCGCAGAGAUAAACUUCAAUAUAGAUGCAGAUGAUGACAGUCCCAAUGCUUCCCUCUUUGAAGCCUGCUGCAAUGAGCGGAUCCAACAAUUUGAUGAUAAUGAGGAAGAAGAAGAUAUCUGGGAAGAGAAGGAGAUAACCUAUGCAACCCAAGUUAAAUCAAGAACACGAUUUGGAGCAUCUCAGACCUCAGAGAGUUCAUCAAAAAGUGAUCUUGAGAAUGGAGAUCAUGAUGGUAGUGUGGACUCUGAAGAAGAGGAAGAAACAGAACAGCAGCCGCCUCCUUCCUCAGCAAACAACAACAAGAACAAUAUUUCUGAGCAGAAAGACUCUGACUCCUCUGAAGGGUCUGGAUGGACGGCUGUGUUUGAGCCUGUGAACUCGAAGCCCCCUGCACCCUGUGUUGCCAUGGAUGUUGGAUCGAGUGUAUGGGAUUCAGCAGCUCCAGAGAACACCACGCCAGAGGAGAAAGGAUGGGCAAAGUUUACAGACUUCCAGCCUUUCUGUUGCUCAGAAUCAGGUCCACGAUGCAGUUCUCCUGUCGAUACAGAAAGCAACGAUUCAGAUGGAAACCCGAAGCAGAGUCAGGACAAAAACUUCAGCGCUGCCUCUCCCUGUGUUUGGAACGUCUGCGUCACGAGGAAAGCACCGCUGGUGGCCUCAGACAGCAGCUCCUCUGGAGGCUCUGACAGCGACGAGGAGGAGGAUAAAGCUGAUAUCGUCACAGAAACCAUCAGCACAGGCUCAGGCCAGGAAACCAUCAAGCUGACUAUGGAUGCUAAAAAUGAGAAGGCUGUUUUCACCAGAGUAUUUAGACCUGCAGUCAGAGGUGAUGCAGACUGCAUGGUUAUUGAUAAGCUGGCCAUCACUGACAUCGGAACAACAAAAGCAUCCAAACCCCUGAACAACGUGACCCAGCACUCAGAGGAGCACCAGAACACCGCUGCUGUUGUCACAGCUGUCACGGAAACAGCCACAAAAGACAGGAAAGAAGAAGUCUUGCCCUGUGCUGAAGCCACAUUAAAUGGCCCUGCUUGAUGAAACAGAUGCAAUGGGACGUGUGUGAUCCAGGCCAGGCUGCUACCUGGUGAUGCAAUUUGUCAAUUUUUUUUUUUUUUCACUUUAAUUUUAUUUUUUAAUAAAUGCUGCAUUGAUGAGAGAGCUGGCAUUCAGGACCAGACAUGUAGUUUCAACACCAACAAUCUGUUCUGAAAGACACUUGCAUUGUCUAAAUGUAGCAUUGAUCAGUUAGUCAUCACAGGAAUGAUGGGGUUCUUCCCAAGCAAGCCUUCUGCCUAAUUUUAGUUCCUUGUCCCCUUCCCUCUCUCCCUUGUUUUUGUUUUGUAUUUGGGGUUCAGUCCUAUUUUCUUAGUGUUAUUGCACACAGUAUUCAGCUUCUCUUCAGAAAGGUAGCAGGUCUAACGCUGGGACUUGGACAGUGCACAAGAGUCCCGCAGUCGUGUGACCAAAGUUCCUGAUGGAGCUGUCUUUGGGCAGCAUUUGCACCGCUUUUGUAUAGCAAUAAAGCCUUAUCAGAAACAUUUCAUAGGAGGAAAAGAUGCAAACACUUUAAAUGGGAUGAAGCAGGGAGGGAUUUUAUUUUACAUUUUUGUGGGGUGGGAGGGAAGUCAUUGACAUUGUCCCAAGCCAGAGGCCAAGUAGCUAACUUGCUGUAAUGCUGAACUGUCUUGAGAAAUGGGAAGUCUCUUCAUUCCAGUGAAUUGCUCAGUGCUCUCUCCUCUGGAGACGUGACAGUUCACUGCAGGAUCUUGGGUCAGUUAGCAUUUGGUCUCCUCUGUCCGAGCCAUCAAAACUCAACUUCCCAGAUGUCAUCCUCCGUUGGCUGGAGAGUAUGCAAAGAAGGUAGCAUGUUGUUUGCCAGCUAAGAGGAUAAUGAUCCACUGGACUGCUGCCAUGCAGGAACAAGAGCAGAUAUGGCACAAACAGGUUAUCAGGUGUUUGCUGGCUUUUUGGAGACUAAUGUAUUUUCAAAUUAUUAUGGAAAUCCUUUUCUGUUUGUUUUGUUCUGUUUUUAAAGUUUUUAAUGGAUGCAGGAACAGCAACACUUUUGCACUUUGUACCUAGUGACAACAUUGGAGAGUGAAAUGGCCCCAGCACAGGACUCCUGCUGUUAGCCCCCAGGUAGUCGGUCAUGGAGAAGUUAGGGUGGGGGGGACACGUACCACUGCCUUGGGAUGGUAGAGUAAAACAGUACGGAGAAAUGGACUGCACUUCAAACUGCCUGGGAGCAAGGUCAGGUGAAGGUGUGUACUUGACUCUGGAACACAGGAUCUUCUGCGUAGGCUGAAGGACCUACUCCUGUAAAGACUGUACCAGUUUCAGACACAGGUCUGCACUGAGUGGUGCUGGCCUCUGCAUUGAGCUUGUUCCCAGACCGGACUUGUGCACAUAGAUCAUACGGGUGUAGAUGUUGGGCCACUUGCAGAAGCAGGCUCGGGCUGGUAACAGCAGAUUGCCACGACCAGUGCUCCAGUGCUUAUGCUCUACCCCUGUAGUCUAGAUACAGAGCUGGGCCUGCUUUUGUGUGUAAGCUGUAUGCUGAAAUCCACCUGUCAAAUGUUAAAUGCCGCUUAUUUUACUAGUCCAAGACCUAAGCUGGAAAAUCAUUCACUUUGGAAUAAAAGCAUGAAGCUUGACACAUA
Messenger RNA from Harpia harpyja (harpy eagle), 5701 nucleotides. It is a transcript of the gene PPP6R2, whose product is annotated as protein phosphatase 6 regulatory subunit 2. Bases 1248 to 4076 code for a protein of 942 amino acids. Lineage: Eukaryota; Metazoa; Chordata; Aves; Accipitriformes; Accipitridae. Gene Ontology annotation, cellular component: cytosol; nucleus. The transcript is spliced from 26 exons. Gene Ontology annotation, molecular function: protein phosphatase regulator activity; protein phosphatase binding. The record is from RefSeq and is a predicted model, not a curated record.